CUCUAUCAGAACCACAGCAGACAUCGUUGGCAACAAACUAGAUUCAUUUGCCACAACUUAAAAGCGCUGUCGUUGCAGCCUGCCUUUGAAGUCUGGUUUGUUGGACUGAAAAAUUCAAUCUUUUUUUUUUCCUCUCUAUUUGAGUGUCUCCAGCUGUUAGCUGGAUACAACUAUUCCACGCCUAAACUUUUGGAACUGGUGCAUUGUUUGAGGCUAAGGGAGACAAAUGAGAAUGGGGGUGUAUGAGCCUAAGACUGGGGAGUUUAGUGUGGACAGGGGCAUACUGGACGAGCUCAGACUGGACGAGGUGGCCCGAAAACGGACAGGUCCACGAGGGCCCGCUCUGAAGGAGCGACUGCGGGAAUCAGCUCGGUGUUCUCUGCCCAAGCUGAAGGUCUGGCUCUUCUCCUGGCUCCCCAUCCUGUCCUGGCUACCGCGCUACAAAAUCCGCGAGAAUGGCCUGGGGGACCUCAUCUCUGGCGUCAGUGUGGGAAUCAUGCAUCUGCCGCAAGGCAUGGCGUAUGCUCUGCUGGCCUCACUGCCACCAGUCUAUGGGCUGUACACGUCCUUCUACCCCGUACUCGUCUACUUUAUCUUCGGCACCUCCAGACACGUCUCUGUAGGUACAUUUGCUGUCAUCAGCAUCAUGAUUGGCAGUGUGUGUGAGCGGUUAGCACCUGAUGCUAACUUCAUGGCUAACAUAACAAGUAACGGGUCCGCUGUGGGAGAGAUGGGAGAGGUGGAUAAAGCAGCCAGGGAUGCAUACCGUGUCCAGAUAGCCACUUCUAUCACCUUACUCAGUGGAAUCUUCCAGGUGUUGUUGGGGUUGGUGAGAUUUGGCUUUGUGGUGACGUAUCUGUCAGAGCCGCUGGUCAGAGGCUACACCACAGGAGCAGCCACACAUGUGGUCGUCUCUCAGCUGAAGUACCUGUUUGGGAUCAACCCCAAGCGCUUUUCUGGGCCGAUGUCCCAAGUUUAUAUACUGAUUGACCUCUGCUAUGAGCUACCUGGUACCAACAUCCCCACUCUGGUGGUCAGUCUGGUGGCCCUGGCUGUCAUGAUUAUCGUCAAAGAGUUAAACGCCUGCUACAGCAAAAAGCUACCGCUGCCCAUUCCUAUUGAGCUUAUCGUGAUAAUAGGAGCAACAGUGAUCUCAUAUUAUGGGAAUCUCAAUCAGAUGUAUGAAAUUGAUGUGGUCGGGGUGAUUCCAAGUGGCCUGGUGCCCCCGCGUGUGCCUGACCUCAGCCUGUUCCCCUCGGUAGUGGGUGAGGCCUUCGCCAUAGCAGUGGUGGGCUAUGCCAUCAACAUCUCCUUGGGCAAGACUUUUGGCCUGAAACACGGCUAUAAAGUAGACAGCAACCAGGAGCUGGUAGCGCUGGGUCUCUGUAAUACGGUGGGUGGCUUCUUCCAGUGCUACUCCGUCACCACCUCUCUGUCUCGCAGUCUGAUUCAGGAGAGCACAGGAGGAAAGACACAGGUGGCUGGGGCCAUUUCUGCUCUAAUUGUGCUAGUCACAGUGCUGAAGCUGGGUUCGCUGUUUGAGGAACUGCCCAAGGCUGUGCUUGCCACCAUUGUGUUUGUGAACCUGAAGGGGAUGUUCAAGCAGUACAUGGACAUCCCCAUGCUGUGGAAGAGCAACAAAGUAGAUCUGCUGAUAUGGGUGGUGACGUGCAUCUGUACAGUUCUGCUCAAUCUGGACCUGGGUCUGGCAGCCUCCAUCGCAUUCAGCCUCCUCACUGUCAUCUUCAGAACACAGCUUCCAAAGUAUUACCUGCUUGGCUGGGUGCCAGGGACGGAACUCUACCUGGACACCGAGACCUAUGAGGAGGCCAAGGAGAUCCCGGGCAUCACUAUCUUCCGCUCCUCUGCCACUGUGUAUUAUGCCAACGCUGAGAUGUACAGAGACGCCCUGGAGGACAAGAGUGGGAUCAAUAUCAACAAGCUGCUGAAACAGAAGAAGAAGCAGGCCGCAAAGCAGCAGCGUUUACAAGCCAAAGAGGAGAAGAGAGCCCAGAAACAGAAAACAAAAGAGAACGGAGCGGUCAGCGUCGCGGCCAACGGAACGGCGCAUCCCGUCCACAAGGAGACGGACUCGGUCCACUGGCGCGGCUCGAACGCCGACCUGCAGAAGGGCAACGGCGUGGCACUGCACAGUGCCAACGGCUGCGUCAACAAGGGCUUCGAGCAGGAGUCAGGGACGCACACGUGCGACGUGGGACACGACACGAUGUUGGAGGAGGGGCGGAGCGCGGAGGUGUCCAGCGGCUCCUGCAAACACUCCAUCAUCCUGGACCUGUCCACUGUGGGCUUCGCCGACACCGUCGCACUCAAGACCCUGAAAAAUAUAUGUCGGGACUUUGGUGAGGUGGACAUGACUGUGUACCUAGCAGGCUGUCAAGUGUGUGUUGUCCGACAGCUGGAACGAGGGGGCUUCUUCUCUGCCUCCAUCCCUAAGAGUCGCCUGUUCCCCUCCAUUCAUGACGCAGUGCUGCACUGCCUCAACCACAUGGGCAAAGACCUACCAAGCUAUGACUGUGCACUGGAGAUGGCCUGUGGUACUCAGCUGUGACCAACAGAGGUCAGACUGGACUCUUCCUCCCUGUGCCCUCUCUCCCUCCCUCCAUCACUUGUUUGCUCCACGGUGUUCCAGCCAGCACAGAAAGGCACUGGGUUGCCAUGAGAACUAAUGGGGGUGGUUACCAUGGGAUCCACUGUUUUCUUCCCUCCUUUUCCCGCCAUUUUGAUGCUAUUUUAUUAAUGCUCUGGCAAAGUCAAUGGAUGUGGUAUCCAAACAGAAGUUUUGCAGAUGAGAAAGAGGGGAUAGAGAUGUAUAGAGAGAGAACAGACAGAAAGAGCACAGGAGUAAAGAGAUAAGGCUGAGAGGCUGGGAGUUGGAGGAGGAGAAAGAUGGGGACGGCUGCCCAUGAAGACCACCAUUGUGGGGGCGAAGGAAGGAGCUGCCUUUGGAUGAGAACGAGCCAGAGCAUCUCUGACUCCUAACACAGACUCACAUUCGUCUUCAGUGAUCCUCAGAUCCAGAUUUAGUCUUAAAGUCACUGUUGUGCAACACAGAGAGCCAAGUCCCACCAACUAACCAGAAACGUCCCUCAGGGAAACUAGCUCAUUAUAAAUUACCCUCGAUUAGAGCAGGGAAAUCUCAGGGUACUGAAAGUACUAAAUGUGAAACCUCAUUUGUAGUAUGCAUAGACGUGUAGAGGGGGAAAUAUACUGAUCCAGAGAUAACCAGUGAAGUGCAAAUGUUUGUAUAUUGACACUAUAGCAUUUUUGUUCAACGGUGCACUCUUCUGUGACCCUUUUGAAAUGUGAAGGAAGCUGUGAUUUUGUUACACAUUUAUGGAGCAUUACUUUGAAAUUGAUUAGUUUCUUACAGGAUUUUUUUGUAUGUUUUAUUGCUUUCUUUACUCAACCCUGUAAAGGUUGAAAUUUCAAUAAACGUUUGGCUUUUUUUGUAAA
Sardina pilchardus (European sardine) is the source of this 3474-nucleotide messenger RNA. RefSeq names its product solute carrier family 26 member 6 (gene slc26a6l2). Gene Ontology annotation, cellular component: plasma membrane. The coding region runs from base 227 to 2569 and encodes 780 amino acids. Gene Ontology annotation, biological process: transmembrane transport. The transcript has 19 exons. Gene Ontology annotation, molecular function: secondary active sulfate transmembrane transporter activity; oxalate transmembrane transporter activity; bicarbonate transmembrane transporter activity. Lineage: Eukaryota; Metazoa; Chordata; Actinopteri; Clupeiformes; Clupeidae. The record is from RefSeq and is a predicted model, not a curated record.